Molecule: messenger RNA, 2250 nt
Organism: Cheilinus undulatus (humphead wrasse)
Lineage: Eukaryota; Metazoa; Chordata; Actinopteri; Labriformes; Labridae
Gene: cdc42ep1a
Product: CDC42 effector protein (Rho GTPase binding) 1a
Exons: 4
Coding region: 746-1945 (399 amino acids)
Source: RefSeq, a predicted model, not a curated record
GCGCCGCUCCUCACACCCGGCGCACCAGCGGGACAGUCCGGCUGCUCCACGGACAGCGCGAGCCUUAAAUACAUUUCUACUGGAAAGAUAAUUAAAGGAGAGGGAAGCCGUCUCCUGGACCGUCCUUCCGCAAGCUAUUAAGCCAGGAAUCAAAACCAGUGCAGAAGCUGACCAGGGAGGCAGCAGCCAGGCUUUGCCCAAAAAGAGGCUCCCUACUGGAUGCAACGGUGGGAUGAAGGAUUAAAGGAUAAUCUGGGAUGGUUCCAUGGUGCGACCGCAGAAGCAUUUGCAGCUGGAUUCAGACCUAUUUCUGAGCUGAUGUCGACAAAGCCAAAGGCAAGCAGGGGAAACCAGGCGACCUGACCACACUCCAACCAUCCCAGCUGCUUCCAGGAACACAACUGCACAGUGUUCUCCUCAAUUUAUGUCUGUUUAGUUCAGCCAGCUAUGCAUAACAUCGAGCUACCAAGAGUGGGACAAAGCCUGGCCUGGACAUAAUAAACAGAGAUAAUGAUCCAGUGAAGUAUUUGGCGCUGCAGGCCUGGCGUUCAACUCUUCAGCUUUCGAAAUUACACACUUUCCAGAUCUUGGAAUAAUCUGAAGUUCUUUUUUAUGUCUAUACUUUGGACCGCUAAACUUUCAUUGAUUUUUGCAUAAAAACGAAGAAAAAAGCAGUGGAAUUAAAGGCAAAUCCAGACACUGAGAAACAUUUGAAGAAUUAUUGAGCCAUCCACCCUCUGAGAGCAUGAAUCUACAGGAGAAGCUGUCAGGCCUGAAAGGUCUGGUCACACACUCCCACAGCAAACGUCGCCACAAAGGCGACCUCACAUUGGACAUGAUCAGCCCUCCUCUGGGUGACUUUCGCCACACCAUGCACGUAGGCCGUGGAGGCGAUGUCUUCGGUGACACAUCUUUUCUCAGCAAUCAUGGUGGCACAGGCAAUGGGAACAACGGGGAGACAGAUUCUAUCUCCUCACCCGACAACAAAAUAGGGGCGUUCUUCUCCAGGACGCUCCGUCAAAUCAGGAGGGGCUCUGAGACCCGACCAACAGGGGGGCCAAAGGAAAUGUCACCGCCACCUCCUGCCAUUUCUCCCAUCAUCAAGAACGCCAUUUCCCUCCCUCGGCUGGAUGUGGAUAUGUCUAAUGGAUGCCCAACAACCAAAGUGCUCUUUCCCAGUUCCCAUAGCACGCCAGAGGACAUGAAAAGCACAUAUGGUCUGGACUCUGGUUUCGUCACCCUGCCUCGUCUCUCUCGAUCUGAGCGUCAGCAGCCUUCCAUCUCCCUCCCCAUUUCUUGCUCCUCCAACAUCCACCGCGGCUCUCUGACCGACCCCACAGACGCCAUCUUAUCCACCUGCUCCACCUCCGUUCUGACCUGUGAUACCAAACCACCCACCGCCUUCUCCGAUUCCCUCCCCUCCCUCGCCUCCCUGGACGCCUUCACCUUUGAUCUUGGCCCUUCCCUUAUGAGCGAGGUGUUCAGUCUGAUCGACAGCCACCUGGAGGAUCCCAGUCACACAUGGGAGGGUGAGGAGAUGGGAUCAGCAUGUGGGAUGACCAACGAGGGAUCAGAGAUGGACUCGGCUACCAUCUCGUAUGUGGAUUCCCUCCUGAGAGAGGACUGUGGGGAUAGGAAGAGCCCACAUGAGGCCGAAUGGGAAGAGGAGGAGGAGGAGGAGAGAGUGCUGGAGGUGAGCAGAGGCAGGCUUUCAGUUACAGUCCCUGAUGUGGUGAUGGGGUCUCCUGAACGUGUGAAGGUGGGGAUGGGGAUGGAGCAUGAGCGCUUCCAGAGUGCAACAGAUGUGCUGGCACGCCACUAUGGCAUCAAACCCUUUAAGGGACAGAGUAGGAUCGAAGUUAAAGCUCCUGAGAUGAUCAUCAACCAGCCCAGGAAGAAUAUUUCCUACAAUUACAUGGACGACGAGGAUGAAAUUAAAGUCUGAGGAUGUUUCAACACUAAACUUCACAUAAAUCUUCACUGAUGUAUGAUUUCUCCUGAUUUGAAAAUUAAUGCUCUUGAGUCUUUAUUUGCUCCAAAAGGCUGGCUCUUCAGAUGGGAUGACCAUUUAAACUAUAACCUUUAUAUUGGAUCUUUACCUUCCACGACGUCAUGCUUUAAGGAUUUACAGUUUUGAUGCAAAACGUCUCUGAAUGUAUCUAAAAGAAAUUUUGAAGCUGCACGUUUGACAACGGAAAUGGGAGAAUGCUUCUCUUUUUUUUUUUUUUUUUUUUUUUGCAAAGGCCUUGG